GGCGGCUCCGGUCACAUGCGCUCGGGGCGGGCUCCGGGGUAUAAAGGGCGGCGGGGAGGAGCGGGGCGAGCCCGGAGCCGAACUGCGCCCAGCCGAACUGAGCCCAGCCGAACCGAACCCACCAUGGCCACCAGCGAGCCCACGCCGGCGCAGCCCAAGGCAGAGGAGCAGCAGAGCAUCGGGACACGCGUGGCCAACCUGCCCCUGGUGAGCUCUGCCUACGACAUGGUGUCCUCGGCCUACGCCUGCACCAAGGAGAGCCACCCGUACGUGCGCUCCGUCUGCGACGCCGCCGAGAAGGGGGUGAAGACGCUGACAGCAGCAGCAGUGAGCGGGGCCCAGCCCCUCCUCACCCGGCUGGAGCCCCAGAUUUCCACUGCCAAUGAAUUUGCCUGCAAAGGGCUGGACAAGCUGGAGGAGAAGCUGCCCAUCCUGCAGCAGCCCCCCGAGAAGCUCAUCUCGGACACCAAACUGCUGGUGACCUCCACGGUGACGGGGGCCAAGGAUGCGCUGACCAACACCGUGGCCGGGGCCAAGGAUGCAGUGACCAGCACUGUGGCCGGCGCCAAGGACGCGGUGACCAGCCGGGUGACCGGUGUGAUGGACAUGACCAAAGGGGCUGUGCAGGGCGGCAUGGAGCUGACCAGGUCCGCGGUCAGCAGCGGCGUCAGCACCGUCAUGGGCUCCAGUGUGGGCCAGAUGGUGGCCAGCGGCGUGGGCUCCGUGCUGGGCAAGUCAGAGGAGCUGGUGGACCAUUACCUGCCCAUGACGGAUGAGGAGCUGGCCAAGCUGGCCACGGCCGUGGAGGGCUUCGAGCCAGAGCAGCAGAGGCAGCAGCAGAGCUACUUCGUGCGCCUGGGCUCGCUCUCCACCAAGCUGCAGCACCGAGCGCUCCAGCACUCCCUGGGCAAACUGCAGAGCGCCCGCCAGAGCAGCCAGGACCUGCUGGGCCAGCUCCAGCGCACCCUCGACCUGGUGGAGCACCUGAGGCAAGGCAUGGACCAGAGGCUGCAGGGAGGGCAGGAGAAGCUGCAGCAGCUGUGGCUGGAGUGGAGCAAGAAGCAGCCGGGUGGCGGCAAGGACCAGGCGCCACCGGAGACGGUGGAGUCGGGCACGCUGACCAUGCUGCAGGGCUUGACCCAGCAGCUCCAGAGCUCCUGCCAGCCCUUGGUGUCCAGCCUGCAGGGCCUCCCCGCCAGCAUUCAGGACACGGCGGGGCAGGUCCGGCACAACGUGGAGGAGCUGCGGGCAGCGCUGGCCUCCGUCACCUCCCUGCAGGGUGUGACGGGCCCCGUGCUGGCCCGAGCCCGCGACCACGCCACCAAAGCCCGGCAGCUGAUGGACGAGCUGGUGGAGCACGUGGCCUUCAACACCCCCCUGACGUGGCUGGUGGGACCCUUCUCCCCCUCGGGCCAGCGCCGGGUGGAGACACAGUAGCCAUUCUGGGCUGCUUCCCCUCCAAAAAAGCCUCAUUAGGAGCCUUUGCUAACCCCCCCAGCCCCCCAAACCUUGUGCCUGCCUCUGUGGGGACCCUCCUGCCUGCCCCAGCUCCGUCCCUUGUCCCCUUGCUGGGGACCUGCAGUGAUGUGCCUUGGCUGCCCCAAGUGCCUCUUGGGGGUCCCCCAUGACCUCGGUGCCUUCAAACCCCUGGCCUUGUAGGGUCAAAACAGCACAAGAAACAAUAAACUCUGGUUAGUUUUGCA
This is a messenger RNA of Corvus hawaiiensis (hawaiian crow), 1703 nucleotides long. RefSeq names its product perilipin-3-like. The coding region runs from base 16 to 1437 and encodes 473 amino acids. Gene Ontology annotation, cellular component: cytosol; lipid droplet. The transcript has 8 exons. Gene Ontology annotation, biological process: positive regulation of triglyceride storage; lipid storage. The record is from RefSeq and is a predicted model, not a curated record. NCBI's taxonomy places the organism in Eukaryota, Metazoa, Chordata, Aves, Passeriformes, Corvidae.